AUGGCAAUGGCUCCACCAGCCAAGCGACGACACGAAGAGGAGGCGGACAUUGCAUACGCUCAAGAUUCGAAUAACAAUGGCUAUCCCACCGCACUCUACGCGCCACCGCCACCACCAACAUAUUAUCCCUCACUCCCCUGCCCAACUCCAACAGGCCAACCACCUCCAAUCGCCGACAUGAUCUCCCUCCUCCGCGAACAAGACCUCCACGACCUUCUCACCCAAAUCGUCCAAACCGAGCCUUCGCACUUCGCCCACGCCCUCCUUACCGACACCUACACAACCCACAUCCUCGCCCAACGCGCCAAAGUCAUCGACUUCGACCACUACAGCAAGUCCGCCUGGUACACAUUGAACAAAUCCCACUACACCAAACUAAGCGGCUCAAAGCAAUACGAUGCCUCCUGGGAUGCCAUGGCGGAGGUGACGGGGUGCAUACAUGCGAUUGCGGAGAGGGCGACGCCGGAGACAUCAUACGGAACGAAGUUGAACGCUUUGGAGACGUUGCGCGGCGACUGUCUAACCUCAGAAGUGAGGAAGCAGUUUGCGAGUGAUCAUUGCUUGGAGGAUACAGUCAACUCCAUCUUGGAGGGCAUGACUGUGGAGGAAAGGAUUCAGGCGGGACAGAACAUCUCAGAGAUUGGAAAGCCGAAUCUUUUGGAGAAGAUGAGGUGGGUGCAUAAUGAUGGGGAUGGGUAUUGUAUCUUUGAAGAGAUUGGGUAUGCAGUUGAGGUCUUGGAGUUUGGGGAGACGGAGGAAGAGCAGGAUGGUGAGGAAGAAGAGAAUGAAGAGGAGGAUUAUAGUCUGGUGGUCUUGAACCCGAUAAUUGCGGCUGCGCAGCCUUUGAACGGAUUGAACCAUGUAAUUACCAUUGACUGA
Zasmidium cellare ATCC 36951 is the source of this 879-nucleotide messenger RNA. RefSeq lists its product as uncharacterized. Bases 1 to 879 code for a protein of 292 amino acids. The transcript is spliced from 2 exons. The record is from RefSeq and is a predicted model, not a curated record. NCBI's taxonomy places the organism in Eukaryota, Fungi, Ascomycota, Dothideomycetes, Mycosphaerellales, Mycosphaerellaceae.